AUGGCGGUGUCCAAGAUGACUAAGGCGAUCGCCGAUGGGUACGUACCUCUAAACGGCGAAGGUUCGAUGCGAGUUGAAAAAUUUGUGGCUCUAUCAGCCAACUGGCACACUAAUACUCUAACCUCGAAGAAGCAUCACGACCUCCCGCCGAGGAUACCACAACACACCCAGCAAGAAGCAUCUUCCGAUCCUCAACUUUUGAGCGCGUGGAAGACUAACCGACAAGAUGCCUACGGAAGCUGGUCACCGAUUAUACGUCAACAAUUAUCGGACCGUCCUAAACUCGAGGAUCGCGAUGAUGUCGGCAACGGGGGUCGCCACCUGAGCUACCAGCGCAGCAAGCAUGCCACCAACCCCUCCAUCAGCUUGAUCAAGAUCGAGGGUGUUGACGACACCAACGCCGCCAACUUCUACCUCGGCAAGAAGGUUGCUUUCGUCUACAAGGCUUCCACAGAGAAGAGGGGCUCCAAGAUCCGAGUUAUCUGGGGCAAGGUCACCAGGUCACACGGCAACUCCGGCGUCGUCCGCGCCAAGUUCACCCGUCCUCUUCCCACUCGCUCUUUCGGUGCUUCUGUCCGCAUUAUGCUUUACCCUUCGUCGAUAUAA
Molecule: messenger RNA, 606 nt
Organism: Parascedosporium putredinis
Lineage: Eukaryota; Fungi; Ascomycota; Sordariomycetes; Microascales; Microascaceae
Source: the annotation of a GenBank genome assembly